AUGAAGCAGCGUGUUGAACAGAACGAAGCCGACGCGCAAGCCUACAGAAAUCUACAAAAUGCUGCCAUGUCGAAUAAAGGGGUUGACGAUGAGUCCGAGCUAGACGAUAUGUCCAUCGACGAGAGCGACGGCGAAAUAAGAGGAAACGUCAAGAAAGAACCGCAAGAUGAGGGCCUCUUCGUGCCCCAGAACAGAGGGGGGACCACACUUCUUGUCGCAAACGAUGAUGAGAAGGAUGAAGCCAGCUUAAUGACGUGGAAUGAAAUCUCCGGACACUUCGGAGACGAUGAAACAGAAGAGAACACCAAGUACUAUGGGUUUCUCUGCGCAGGAUUAAACCGAUUCUACGACGUCAUAGGUCGGGGACCACCCAACGCUGAAAAGCUGGAACUUGUCCCAUCACACAGGGCCGGAGAAAAAACAUCGCCCGAUAAUCUCACCGGGAAUAGGAAAGUUCUUCAAGAUGGAAAGGGAGACAAAAUCAGAGUGGACGGCGUCAAGGUGCGAGUGGACAUACAAGGCGUUGCUUGGGUUGCAUCCGAAUGCCCUGAAGACCCGAUCGCCCUGAUGGAUCCACGAUAUUGGGAGACAGUAAACUCUGAAAAGGACUCCAAGAGCCAAAAGCGACCUAAGACGUUCCCCUUCACCUCGAUCAAGUUGAAAUGGGUGACUACAGAUGACGACGGCAAAACAACCGUCGAGAAGACCUUCGAGACGAGGUCCACAGUGCGCUCCAUUUACGGCAAACAGCUCAAGGUCGUCCCAAAGACCUACAAGAUUGGCGAUCGAGUGGUUCUUGAAAAGGGAACGACGAUGGCGGCUGCAGAUUUUGCAAUCUUUGCUGCAGCCAUUAUCUCGUGGGACCGUCACGAGAAGUGGAAAAAUGACCCUAGCACAGGAAGGGAGCGUAGUCCUACUCCGGAUGAAGACCUCCGGACCACGACAACCACCAUGCGCGGUCCGAAACGAGCAGCCAGAAAAUGA
Messenger RNA from Colletotrichum spaethianum, 984 nucleotides. RefSeq lists its product as uncharacterized. The transcript has a single exon. Lineage: Eukaryota; Fungi; Ascomycota; Sordariomycetes; Glomerellales; Glomerellaceae. The record is from RefSeq and is a predicted model, not a curated record. The coding region runs from base 1 to 984 and encodes 327 amino acids.